AGUCUGCGCUGUGCAUGCUGGUUUAGCAGCAGAGUGACCCUGAGCUGGUCCCGGGCCCGUUCAUUCUACAAGGAGAGGCUGGAGCAUGUGGUAUGAAAUAUUGCCCGGUUUUGCCAUCAUGCUUGGCUGCCUGACGAUCCCUGGUCUUUCCACCGUAUAUAUUCACCGCUGGACCAACGGGGGCAAGGAGAAGAGGGUUGCCCGGUUACCAUACCAGUGGUACCUUAUGAAAAGGGAUGAAAGGGUUUCUGGAGAACAUCUCUAUUACAAAUCAAAGGGCUUGGAAAAUAUCGAUUAAGGAUCAAGCAUGACGGUUUCUACUGCAAAUGUCCAGAUUCCUUGUAUUCAAUAAAAUUAUGUUUAUGUACAGAUUUAAAAAAAAA
This is a messenger RNA of Pseudophryne corroboree (corroboree frog), 383 nucleotides long. RefSeq names its product NADH:ubiquinone oxidoreductase subunit A1 (gene NDUFA1). The record is from RefSeq and is a predicted model, not a curated record. The transcript is spliced from 3 exons. Bases 86 to 298 code for a protein of 70 amino acids. NCBI's taxonomy places the organism in Eukaryota, Metazoa, Chordata, Amphibia, Anura, Myobatrachidae.